GGGCAUUGCCCCCGCCCUGUCAAUCAAGUUCCAUAAAAGUCACAGGCAAAAGGCCGCAUCAGCAUCAUGCAAGGAGGAAAUUCUGGAAAAUUUGGUUGCCUCACAAAACCCUUUCACGUCACUUCCCGAGAUGACAGAUAUACCCUUUGCGAGCACUUCUGUAAAAGAACACAAGUUGGCCCAGGCGCAACAUGAAGAGCCGCGAGCCGGAGCGCCGACGCUGACCCCAGGGACCAGCGUGGCGAAAGGGACCAGAGUGACGCUUGGCGCUGCCUGGAGGAGAAUGAUUGACGGACGCCCGCUUUGGACGGCAACACCGACAACAUUGCUUGCCCUCCUGCUGCUCCUGCUCUCCACCAAUCAGGCGUCCUCGGGCAGAAGUCGCCAGUGCUCCGACUCCCUCCAACGGAUUCUGAAGGUGACCAGACUGGCGCAGAAGGAAUCCGCCGACCUCAUCAAAACCUACAAAGCCUCCCAAGGGGACAUGUCGGACAUCUUCUGCCAGGCGUCCCUCCAGGACAUCCCCGAGCCCUCCAUCUCCGGCCUGGAGCAUUCCGAGCGGCUGGAGAGCCUCCUGGAGCAUCUGCGGGCUUUCCUGCCGCACCUGAAACGCGUCUACGAGCAGCAAGCGGACCUCCAGGCUCCCGGUAGUCCGGUUCUGGUCCAGCUGGGCCACGUGGGCCAACGCGGCCAGGACUUGGGAGCCCUGGUGAGGACCUUCUACCGGAACACCUUCCCCAACCUGCAGGAGCCGGCCGAGGGGCCCGUGGUCCUGGAGCUGCCGGCCCAGAACGUGUUCCAGCAGAAGGUCUACGGCUGCGUGGUGGUCAAGACCUACAAGGAGUUCCUGGGCAACGCGGCUCGGGAGCUCAGGAGCCUCAGGGGCAAAGUGUGCAGAGGCCGGAGGGCAUUCAAGUGACACCGGAAAGACCUCAGAGGACAUCAGGCCUAUUUAUGAUAUUUAUAUUUAAUAUUUAUGACGCCAACGCUGGGAAAUUGUUGCACUGGGACGUGGAAAUGGACUCGGAUUGUAGCGCGGAUGUUCAAACGUGGCCCAGCAGCUCAAUAAAAAGAAGAAAAAACAAAUCGACAUUUUAAGACGGUGAGGAAGAAUCUUUUUUGUGCUGGAGGCGUCAUGCGUUGCACCCGACGGUGCCCAAAAAGAAAAUCAGGAAGCGUCCAGAGACGUCUGACUCUGUGACGUCACAACGUCUGGUCGCCGCCGCCGCUUCUCGCCGUUAUUUUGGAGCAAUCAGGCGACGAUUCCUCAUGCUUGGCCAUCCCCGAUGUAGGUCAUCCAUUGUUGGCAUGACGUAAGAGAAGGGGCAGGCCCUUUCAGAUCACAAGCUGUCUGGAAACUGGAAGUAGUCGGCUGAAUCAAGUUCCCUUUAAUAACAACUGGCUGUUAUUUCAAGAAGCGCAAGCUCAGUUUCGGGUUCUCAGAGCGGAAAAGGCAACUUGGUGAUUGAUGAUCAACAGGAAAAGUAUGUCGAGAGGCAACGUUUUGAUUUGACUGAAGUGCCACCACAUGCAUUUCGUGUUUAAUCCAGCAGAGAGCAGCAGACGACAAGUCCUCAUGGCCACUUCCCAAUCGAGUGACGAAAAGCCCAUUUUGGCGUGCUUCCUUGCAACUCAAUUCCUUUGUCCUUUUUCCUUGUUUCCUUACCUCCAUCCUUCCUCCCUCCCUGAAAUAAUUUCGACCUACUUUGGGCCCAGCCGAUGAAACAAUCUGCACAAUAAUUAUGUGAAUCGUUUCAUGACACACAACACAAGUGUAUUCGACUGUGGAAAAAUAUUGAUUCCAUACAGUCGCCACAAUAUUAGGGACGUCUGUGUGAUCUUAGUCAUAUUCUUAUCAUUGCACUUUAUAUUUAAGAGUCAAUAAAACCCAUAAUGGACAAUCAAUCUUUUUUUUUUUUUAUACAGCUCGUCUUGGAUCUCAUUAGCGGCGUAGCAAAUGUUGUGGCCGCUGAUUGUUGGUUGAAGACAAGCGUGUACUCCCGAAGAGACGAAUGAAUGCGUCACUGCUUCUUCGAUUGUUGUAAAA
This is a messenger RNA of Syngnathus acus (greater pipefish), 2047 nucleotides long. RefSeq names its product IL-6 subfamily cytokine M17 (gene m17). The transcript is spliced from 3 exons. NCBI's taxonomy places the organism in Eukaryota, Metazoa, Chordata, Actinopteri, Syngnathiformes, Syngnathidae. The coding region runs from base 131 to 919 and encodes 262 amino acids. Gene Ontology annotation, biological process: ciliary neurotrophic factor-mediated signaling pathway; negative regulation of neuron apoptotic process. The record is from RefSeq and is a predicted model, not a curated record. Gene Ontology annotation, molecular function: ciliary neurotrophic factor receptor binding.